This is a messenger RNA of Cariama cristata (Red-legged seriema), 2144 nucleotides long. It is a transcript of the gene ST3GAL3, whose product is annotated as ST3 beta-galactoside alpha-2,3-sialyltransferase 3. The record is from RefSeq and is a predicted model, not a curated record. Gene Ontology annotation, molecular function: sialyltransferase activity. The annotation marks the transcript as partial. The transcript is spliced from 7 exons. Lineage: Eukaryota; Metazoa; Chordata; Aves; Cariamiformes; Cariamidae.
GUUCUCGAAGCCGGCACCAAUGUUCUUGGAUGAUUCCUUCAGGAAAUGGGCACGUAUCAGGGACUUUGUACCCCCAUUUGGAAUUAAAGGACAAGAUAAUCUGAUCAAAGCCAUCCUGUCAGCAACCAAAGAUUACCGUCUAACUCCAGCUCUUGACAGUCUCAGCUGCCGGCGAUGUAUUAUUGUGGGAAAUGGUGGAGUACUUGCAAAUAAGUCAUUGGGGUUAAAAAUUGAUGACUAUGAUGUUGUUGUCAGGCUGAACUCGGCUCCAGUGAAGGGCUUUGAAAAAGAUGUGGGUGGCAAGACAACUCUCCGGAUCACAUAUCCUGAAGGUGCAAUCCAGAAAAUGGAGCAGUAUGAGAAGGAUUCCCUGUUUGUUCUGGCGGGAUUCAAAUGGCAGGAUUUCAAGUGGCUGAAAUACAUUGUUUACAAGGAGAAAGUGAGCGCCUCUGAUGGCUUUUGGAAGUCAGUGGCAACCCGUGUCCCAAGAGAACCUCAUGAGAUACGUAUCCUGAAUCCCUACUUCAUCCAGGAGGCAGCUUUCAGCUUCAUCGGACUGCCUUUCAACAAUGGCCUGAUGGGCAGAGGGAACAUCCCCACCUUGGGAAGCGUAGCAAUAACCAUGGCGCUCCACAACUGUGAUGAGGUGGCGGUAGCUGGGUUUGGCUAUGACAUGAGUUCACCCAAUGCACCGCUGCACUACUAUGAGAACAUCAAGAUGUCUGCCAUCAAAGAGUCCUGGACGCACAACAUUCAGCGGGAGAAGGAGUUCCUGCGGAAGCUGGUGAAAGCCCGAGUCAUCACUGACCUAACCAGUGGGAUCUGAGUGGCUGCAGCCACUGCCUCCAAGGGAGGAGAUGAAGACAUGAGCUGCAGCUCUGGGGGCAGGCACUGGCAGCCCCCCGCAAGAAUCCCACCUCACUGAAGACACACAGAGAUGCCCAGGUGCUCUGGGAAGACCCUCUCGCAUUGCCAGUCUGCAUGAGGGUUGCAUCUGCUGCCUCCAGGCCUAGAGCUGGCAGGAGGUGGGCAAGGGGCUGAGUGGGCAGUUCUUGAACUCUGCAUCGCAGACGGAUCUUCUGUGUCCUGAAUUAAACAGGAAAGACUCAGGAGAGAGAAGAAAGGUUUGUGAAUAAAACGAUUUGUGCCAAAUGGGAGGUGACGCUGCCCCAAGGCAGCAAUGCCUGAAUGUACAAAGUAUUAUUUUUUAAAAGAAACUCUGCUGGAAUCAUACUAGAAAUACCAAGGUGCAAGGCAAAGUCUGCUUGUGCACACCCCUACGAAAAGCCCAGCCUCUCCAUGCUCCAUCUGCAUUGUCACUGGCCUCAGACCUUUCCCCAGGAAAACAAAUCCGUCCAAAACUUCAGUGUCGUUGGUGCUGCUAUAAUUCGAAGGGAGAAUAAUGGCUUUCCCUCAUUCUCCACUUGGAGCUUCUGGAUGGAGAUGAGCACGGGUUUGUUUUUCUGCACUUUUCCUUGCUUCCUGCAUAGAGGCAGCAGCAGCAGCCACUUACUUGGCUGCAUUUUCCAUAGCCAUUUGCCCUGCUCUGCCUCUGCCCUGACCCCAAGGUGGAGUGGGAAGCCGAUGGCUUUCUCUGCUCACAGCAGACCCUCCACACCUUCCUGUCACUGCGCUGAGGAGCCUGCCUCAUUGUGCUCAAGGCUUUCAGGCCUCUUGGUUUGUGCCUGCUGUGCAGGGCCCCCGUGGAGUCCAUGCAGAUUGGUGUCACCAUUUCUGGACAGUAUCUUGCUUUAUUUUUGUGUAGGAGAGGACUAAUUUAUUCUUUGGAAGGAGGUCAGAUCUUGCGCAGAGAUCUGAAGCUUUACAGUUUGAGAGCAGGCUGCUGAAGAUGUUUGUUUUACGUUCCAGACUCAAUCAUGUUCCCUAUUUAAGCGACGUGUGACCUCAGUGAUGAUGGAGCCUGCUGGCACGGAUAAGGGGCCUGCUGGAAACCGUCACCCUAUUCUCAGCCCCUGCUCACUUCAUUUCCAAGCUCUUACCGUGCUGCUCUAGCACCACGGCUCCUCCUGCUCUCAGGAGCACGUUCCUUCCUUUGCCGUCUUGGUCCCAAGAUGCAGUAUUUGCACAUUUGAUUUGUAGAAGUAUUUCAGAGGAGCUGGAAUAAACUGAGCAACAUGGCCGAG